CCAAUGACUCGAGUUGUUCUGGUGACAGGUUGUACCACAGGUGGGAUAGGCUACGCUCUGUGCGAAGAAUUUGCACGCCAAGGAUGCAAAGUCUACGCAACCUCUCGCAGAGUGGAAACUAUUGCCGAUUUCGAUGACUCCUCGGUUCAAAAGCUCGCCCUUGACGUUACGAGCGACGAGAGUGUCCAGAGCGUGCUCAACCACAUCAUAGAGGUGGAGGGGAAGAUUGACAUUGUUGUGAACAACGCAGGGUUGAUUAGUGCAGGUCCCAUCGUGGAACAACCCAUAGAAUACGUCAAAGAGGUAUUUGACACUAACACCUACGCCAUUCUACGGGUCUGCAAAGCAGUUGUCCCCAUCAUGGCUAAACGACGCAGCGGACUGAUCGUCAACAUUGGGUCUGUAGUCGGAGAGAUCUCUACACCUUGGAACGGUAUUUAUUGCGCUUCCAAGGCGGCUGUACAAAGCAUCAGCGAAGUGCUGUUCAUGGAGUGCAAGCCGUUCAAUAUAUCGGUGCUUCACGUUGCUCCAGGCGCUGUGAGGUCAAACAUCUCAUCAAACGGAGCUUCUCGGUUUACGCUGUCACCUGAUACCCUAUACUCGGACUACCUCCCCAACAUCAUGCAGCGAAUUCAUGCGAGCCAAGGCCCACAAUCCAUGCCAAGUGAUGUCCUUUCAAAACAAGUAGUCUCGAAAGCGCUUCAAAAGUCACCGCCGAGAUAUUUGUCGAUAGGUGGACAUGCAUGGUUAUUUUACAUCUUCAAGUGGUUACCUCGAGGAUUCGUACUUUAUCUGAUGUGGAGACAGUACUCGAGAAAGGCGUAAAAAUACUAUGUACCAGUUUUAAAAUAG
Molecule: messenger RNA, 852 nt
Organism: Laccaria bicolor S238N-H82
Lineage: Eukaryota; Fungi; Basidiomycota; Agaricomycetes; Agaricales; Hydnangiaceae
Product: oxidoreductase
Exons: 4
Coding region: 4-825 (273 amino acids)
Cellular component (GO): endoplasmic reticulum
Source: RefSeq, a predicted model, not a curated record